AUGCUCCUGGCGUUUGCUGGCCAGUUGCCGACCAACGUCCUCGCGAUCACGGCGACGGCCCAUGCAAGCGAUCCCUACCAUGCGCUGAGCCAGAUCUCGCAAGUCCGAGUCGGUGUUGGAGUGUACAAACGAAUGGCGUUGUUCAACCACUCGUGCGCGCCGAAUGCAUUCGUUCGCUUUGACAAUGCCACGCUGACCUUGAUCACCAGUCGCGACAUUGCACCACACGAACAGGUGUGCAUUUCGUACGGCCCGCACGCGGCCAAAAUGGACGGUCCCGCGCGCCGCCACCAUCUCCAAGCCCAGUACUUCUUUUGGUGCGAGUGCGACGCGUGCGGCGCAGCCCAUGUCCAAUCGAUCCACGAACUUCCCAUCAACUUUGUCGAGCGAACUCAAGCUGUCGAAGAUACAAUCGUCCGCAGCAUCGCACAGGCUACGUCACCCGGCGACUUCGCACGCAUCCAAGACAUGGCAACAAUGGUGCUCCACGAACGACAAGCGGUGUUGCCUGCUGCCCACGUGCUCGUCGGUCGUGCGUACGACCUCCUCGCGCAAGUCGCAGCAACAGCGGGAAACUUUACGUGCGCCGCGUCGCAUAGUUUAAAGUCGCUUGCGAUUCUAGAGGCUCUCUACAGCCCUCUGGAUGCCGAGUUGGGUCACGAAUACCUCAAGGCGGCCCAGCUGCUGUAUCACGCGGGCCAGUUGGACGCUGUGGCGUCGCCGCUCGCACGUGCCAAGGCGGCGCUGUCCUUGCAUGUGCCCGCUCACGACCCUGCGCUCUCAGACGUUGCUGAACUCACGGCGAUGCUGUCGGUUGUUCGAAAGCACCUCCCCUGUUCUUAA
Molecule: messenger RNA, 843 nt
Organism: Aphanomyces invadans
Lineage: Eukaryota; Oomycota; Saprolegniomycetes; Saprolegniales; Verrucalvaceae
Exons: 3
Coding region: 1-843 (280 amino acids)
Molecular function (GO): protein binding
Source: RefSeq, a predicted model, not a curated record